CUGAGUGUGAACGUGUUGGAUGUGCUACUCUGACUAUGCAAGUAUAGUUGUUCGCGGAACUUGCUCUUUCAGGAAUCAGUACAGAAACUUUUAAUCUCCUUUCUACGUAACCCGCGGUUUAGGUUUCCACUUGAAGUUAACAUAUAAUGAAUUAACCGGCUGUGGCCGAUCACAGUGCUCUCAGCUGCCUCAAUAUGCUGUCCAUUCAGUAAAACACCGUGUCAAUGAUCUCACAGCAGAGCCGCCUUUCUGAAUGGCAGCGCCCUCUCAAGCAGAGCUGGUAGUACCAGAGCCAGUCCUCCAGAUCUUUGUGAUUUCCUGUGAUUGCCACUGGUGGGCGGUGUGUUUGCGAAAGUCGGAACCAGGAUGGUAGAGGCUGCAUUUUUGCCUUCAAUGUACGCUGUAUGGCUGUCGAAACUAAGUGCCAAAAAUGUUUUACCCAGAGGAAAAUGAAGUAAGUGUGUGCAGGUCCUGGGGAUGUAACUGCACGGAGUGGAGAUAGUGCGCGCAGUGAAGUGAGCCCUAAAGGGACUUAUAUAAACUGGCUUCUCGGAACUAAAUUGACCCAGAGCCAUGAAGUCAAACAGCACGGAAGCAGUGUGUUUGGGCUACGACGUCCAUGGAGACGGGUUCGAUAAGCAUUGUGUCCUGUGAUGCGAAGCGAGUAAGAAUAGGAAGGAAGAGACGAGACCAAGAACUCAACAGUGAAAUUUUGAAAAGCGGCACUGAGAAAUGGAAGCAACGUAUGGUUACUGAAGGCAAGCUUUGUAAAUGAUGCUGCUUCCUAUGACAUUACGAGGAAGAAGAAGGAUUACUGUGGAUCAGAAUAAGUAUGAACACAUCUGAUUAUACCGACUGAAUAAACUGCAAUGGCAGGCAGUGCCAGAUUGCUGGAUAUACAGAUAUGUUAGGAGGAAUUUGUACAUUAAGGAAGAUGGAAUGAGACACAAGUUGCCACAAUGCUGUCGUCCAAUGAGGCCAAUAGCAGCAUCAUGGACUGGUUGACUGACAUUCAUCUGGACCAGUACACUGACAAUUUCAGACAGUCUGGCUACAGUACACUGGCAGACUGUAAGCACUUAAAUAAUGAGAUUCUUCUCCAGAUUGGGAUUACUCCAACAGGACAUCGGAAAAGAAUACUCAGACAUUUGCACAACUUGUUUCCAAAAGCUGAUGAGUUAAAACUGCCUAAAUGCCCUGAUGAAUUGUUGCCCCGAGGUACAGAAUCAGACAGCAAUAACCAGGACCUUCCUGCACAGAGUUCACCCAAGGAAGAAGUUGUGAGCAGUCUCCCUGUCUCUAAACUGAGAACUAUCUUUAUUAAAGGUGAUUUAACUUCAAACCCUACCGAUCCAGUGAAUGUUAGAUUUAUUAAUUCAAAAGACAAACCUCCAUCUCCCCAAAUGCGGUGCGAUGAAACACAGGAGCAAUUUUUGCUUAGUAACAGUCCUAAAAUAGUUGCAUCAGAGAAUGACGGUGCCUGCAGUAAUCCAUGUGAACCACAAGAUGAUGUGGAUAGUAGGCCACCACUUCCACCGCGAGUUCAUCAGGGAACACCGCCUCUUAAGUUCACUGGAGACAGGAUGUCACUGCCUUCUGGUUCUGUUGAUUCCUGCCAGUUUUCCUUCGCAGCUGAGCAUUCCGCAUCCGAGAAAACUAAACGUACAUCGAGCAGUCCAAGGGACUCUGCUCUCAUUGAGUUUCAAGGCGAGAUGAUCCUGAAUGAUUUCUAUGAUGGAAUGCUGGGCACUUCAGAGCAGGUUGUUUCAGGUCCUGUGAAAGCGCCUGACUUUCGAAACAGACCAGUACCACAGCUCCCAAGUUCAUGUGUAGUACAAGGAGUUAUCCUAAACAAAACAGACAACAGUUCCCUACUGAAAAGGAGAAACCUCAACCUUUCACACUUCCCUAGUUGUGACAGUCCUCAAAAUCCAUUGUUGGCUGAUGCAUUCAGAGCUGAUGGAGACAAGCACUCUCCUAUUGUCCCAUAUGGUGAAACAUUUCUAUACCACAAUUCUGAAAGUUACCAGACUUUACGAAAGCAGUUACCUGGCAUGGAGACCUCUGUAAACCAGGACAGUAAUCAAGUGAUGAACAAUGAUCUCAGGGACUGCAGAACUGCAAAUUUGAAUGUGGACUAUAUUGAACAGCCAGUAAUACAAUCUGACCAUAGCACAGUGGAGGAAGAGAGUGAAGGGGAAUAUUCCACAGUAGAUGACGGUAUUUGCUAUCAGAGAUCAUGUGUCCAGGCAUUGCCUGAACAGUAUAGUAGCGUUCAAGCAGCAUGCGGUUGCCAGGAGAGUCAUUCUCCAUCCUCUGGUUGCACAGGCGAAUCUUCCUAUGGGGAAGUGAAUGCAGAUGAAGAUUCAAUAUCCCCCUAUGCUUGUUUCUAUGGUGCAACAAAGAAAACUAAAGAAGGUUGGCUGGAUAAACUUUCACCACAAGGAAAUUGUGUGUUCCAGAAACGAUGGGUUAAGUUUGAUGGAGAGAGUUUGUCAUACUACAACAAUGAGAAGGAAAUGUAUUCGAAGGGAAUAAUUCCACUCUUUUCAAUGAAAACGGUGCACCGGUUGGGAGACAACAAAUUUGAAGUCAUUUCCUUCAACAGGACUUUCACUUUCAGGGUUGAAAAAGAAGGUGAUAGAGAUGACUGGAUCAACACAAUUUUAAAUGCGUUAAAAUCUGACUCCAGUGUCCUUUCACACUUGAAUAGUCACUCCACUAUUACUGCUGACAAGUAUGGUUCUCUGGAACUAAGGGGCUACAAAGCCAAAAUUUUUGUUGUAUUGAGAGAGAGCAAAGUUUGGCUUUAUAAAAGUGAACAGGAUUUUAAAGGUGGAGUUGGUAUUACAGUGGUACACACAAAUGUGGCAACAGUAAAAGAUGUUGAUCGUAAAUGUUUUGAACUAUCUACUCCAUUCCGAAACUUCAGCUUCACCGCAGAAUCCGAACGAGAAAAACAAGAAUGGAUUGAAGCUAUGCGAGGAUCAAUAGCAGAAAGCCUCUCGGAUUAUGAAGUGGUAGAGAAGAUCUGGUUCAAUGAGUCCAACAGAAACUGUGCAGAUUGCCGAGCACCUGAUCCCGAAUGGGCAUCCAUCAAUCUUGGAGUUGUCAUCUGCAAAAAAUGUGCAGGUCAGCAUCGAUCAUUGGGAUCGAAUAUUUCCAAGGUUCGUAGUCUGAAGCUGGACAUUAGUAUUUGGAGCAAUGAACUUGUUGAGCUUUUUAUUGUGGUGGGAAAUAAAACAGCCAACAGCUUUUGGGCAGCAAAUCUUAAACCAAGUGAAGAGCUGGAUAUGGAUGCUCCACCAAACCAACGUCUCGAAUUCAUCACGCAAAAAUAUAAAGAGGGAAAGUUUCGAAAAAAACUUUCAUCGUUUCUAACACAGGAAGCACUUAACAAGGCCUUAUGUCAAGCUGUCGUGAAGCAAGACAUCUUAGAGACUCUGUCUCUCGUUUUCAGUGGGGCAGAUGUCAUGUGUGCAACAGGAGAAGCUGCUCAUUGUACACCUUACCUGUUGGCACAGAAGGCUGGGCAGCGAUUGCAAAUGGAAUUUUUAUUUCACAAUAAGCUCUCAGUUCUUCCAAAGAUUGAUUCAUUGUCUGAAGCUGGCACUCAUUCUAAUAAUUCACAGUCCACCUUUCUAUGUGGUUUCCUGUACAAGGCUGUCAACACUACCAAAGCAAUCGUUGAGAAAAGAUUGAAGGAAGAAUUCAAUAAGCGAUGGUGUACCCUGGAAGGUGGAUUUCUCAGUUAUUAUGAAAGUGACAAGUCUGCCACGCCAAAUGGGAGGAUUGAUAUCAGUGAAGUGGUCUGUUUGGGAGUGACCAAGUCUGAUCUUACUUGGGGUCCUGGGGUAAGCUAUACGUUUGAGAUGUAUUUGCUGUCAGAGCAUGUCUUCUCCUUUGGAACUGAUAAUGCUGAAAUCCUAAAAGACUGGACUAGGGCAAUAACAAAGAGUUUCAUUCCUGAGGCGGUAGAAAUCCUGACCAAAAAGGAUUAUGAACUGAUUGGUCGACUCUAUUACAAGGAUGUGCAUAAUCUGGAAAACUGGAAAGCAGGCUGGUUUGCACUGGAGAAAUCACAACUCUGCUUCUGUCCUGAACAAGGUGUGGCUGAAGAGGAUUCAGUCCAUCUAAAGAAACUGCAAGAACUUACGGUCAGCAUCCAGACUGAGAAACACAAUGAGAAGAAGGAUGUCUUGCUGCUGGUGGAAAAGGGAAGAACUCUAUACAUCCAUGGUCAUACGAAGCUGGAUUUCACUGCUUGGCACGAUGCCAUAAAGAAAGCGGCAGGUACAGAUGGUAAUGCACUACGAGACCAGCAGCUCAGCAAAAAUGACAUUCCCAUCAUUGUGGACAGCUGUAUAGCGUUUGUUACACAGUAUGGUCUUGGCUCGGAAGGAAUUUACCAAAAAAAUGGCACACCAUCAAGAGUUAACCAGCUGUUGGAUCAAUUCAGAAAAGAUGCCAGAAAUGUGAAGUUGAGAAUUGGGGAACAUCAACUGGGUGACGUAGCAGAUGUGAUGAAGAGAUUCCUGUUCGAAAUAGAUGAUGCUCUCCUCACCAAGGAAUUAUAUCCAUAUUGGUUGUCAGCAUUAGAUGUGCAAGAUUUAAAAGAACGACUGGAAAAGUACAGAAUGUUGAUAAAAACAUUACCACGUGUCAACCGGAUUACUCUUGCCGCUCUGAUUGGUCACCUCUACAGGGUGCAGAAAUGUUCAGAAAUGAACCAGAUGAACAUGCACAGUUUGUCCCAAGUGUUUUCACCCUACUUAUUCCAAACAGAAGGCCAAACUAAACAGGAAGUGAAUGUUAUAGAGGAUCUUAUCAAUUUAUAUGUUCAACUCUUUGGUGUUAACGAAGACCAAGUAAAACAGAUGGAGAUUGAAAACAGCUUCAUCACUACUUGGAAAGAUACACAGAUAGCGCAAGCUGGUGAUCUCAUCCUUGAAGUGUACCUGGAGAAGAAGGAGGCUGACUGUUGCUUCAUUGUUAGGGUAUCUCCGACGAUGACUGCUGGAGAACUGACUCACUCUGUCUUAGAAAUGAAAAGCAUUGCUGUAGAGGAGAAUGUUGUUUGGGCCACGUUUGAAAUGAUAGAAAGUGGAGAUCUUGAAAGACCACUCCACUACCAAGAGAAUGUCCUGGAACAGGUUCUUCAGUGGAGCAUACUACCAGAGCCUGAAUCUGCCUACUUGAUCAUAAAACAAUUUCAAGCAGCAAAUGCAAUCAGAAGCUACUUGGCAAAGAAUAUCCAAGAUCCUGGGAAAACAGGAACUCUGAAAUGGAGAGAAGAACACUCUAAACUGUUAUCUGGAAAUAAAUUUCAGGACCGUUAUGUUGUUGUGCGAGAUGAAAAGUUACUCCUUUACAAAGAUGCAAAGAGUAACAAGCCGGAAAGAGAAGUACUUGUGAAAUCCUUGAAGUUCUACUUUGGUCUAAAAAAGAAACUGAAACCUCCAAGCAGCUGGGGCUUUACACUUUGUUCAGAAAAGCAGCAGUGGUAUCUGUGCUGUGAUAAGGAGGAGACAUAUUUAGAAUGGUUGGCUGCUUUGCUCAGUGCACAGCAUGAGAGUGAUCUUUGGCCUCCAGAUGGAAAGUUGCACAUUUCAUCGGUGAUGAUGACUGCAAAGCCAGGGGCUAUGGGUACCACUCCGAUCCAAGAAUCAACCAAUAGAAGGAAAAUAGAACCAAUACAAAAGUUGAAUGUGAAUGAUUUGCUUCAUCAGAGAAUUCGUGAGAAUACACAUGGGAAAUCACAUCACCUGGCUGCCUGCCUACCACACUCAGGGGCUUUGCCUGCCAAUGGACAAGAGCCAAAUAAGCGCACUUUACGACCGGGUCAAGCUGUUGUAACACAAAGUGGCACAAAGUUAAGACCCCGCCAGGGAACACAUUGUCCUGGUCAAACAGAAGCAACAACUAAUAGAAUGUACUUUGGAGCUGAUACAAAGCUUCAUUCAAAACUAAUGCAAGAGCUGACCACUGUCUUUGUAAAAAAUAAUCCUCCAUUAAAAAAUGAAUAAGUGCGUCAUCUUUUAAUAUAUGGAUGGAAAGACCUUUUAAUAUGAAGACUUCAUAUGGAUAUUAAAUGGAGAAUUACCAAUUUAAGACCUUCGUAAUGAGGUGACCCUUUUUAUUAGGCUUCUUACAUUAUUAAAAGAGCUUGGACCAAACUCCAACUGUGUCACAUUAAAAGCUACACUGAAUCGGUAGAAGUACUCAAAAUACAAUUCUGGGGGUGCACUUGAGAUCUUUUAAAUGCACCACUCUCAAAUGUUGCUUUAAUUGUAUUAAUAUCAAUUGAUACUUUCUGUGUUUACUAAAAAGGUACUAAGCACUCCAUUAUUGCUAUUUCUGAAGCUAACAUUCAGUACAUAAAAGCACAGUAAAUAAGGUUAUUUGGGCACAAUCUGUGAACAAAGAUUAAUUUACUUGGUGUAUAUCAUGUUGGUAACGGACUGUGAUGUUUCUUGUCAAUCAUUUGUGCAAGAGGGUUCACCACAUCGCAUUUACUUUGUUGUUCUAUGUCAUGUUCUGGUUCAAUAUAUCUAUUGUAGCAUUAGCACUGCAUUUUCACUGUAUAUAUCUUAAAUAAAACAAGUGAUAAUUCAUCUCUGAGUGAUUUCCUCCCAAAAAAAGUGCUGAUGAUGUGUCAUUUUAUCUCAGGCUGAAAUUUGGAUAACUUUACGGCAUUGGAAAUAAAACAAUUAUCAUUUAUGACCUAGAAAUACUCAAAUGAAAAUACCUGUGAUACAUUUAUUGAUUUUGAACUGCCGAUAUCUAUGAUGUGUUCAAAGCAGUAUAGUUCAUUGAAGUGGAAAGGUAUUGGAUACAGUGAAUGAUUAAAUUACUGGAUUUCACAGGCCAAAAUGACCUGAAUUUGCUCUACAUUUCUCCAGUUCAUCACGUUCAUUGUCUUGAUUAGAAACUCCUUUUGUUUUUUUCAAGUGCCAUUAAGCUCACAGCACCAGUUUGUUCUGAUCUUUGACAUUGAUCAUCCAGUGUUUGCCAUCUUUCUGCAUAUUUUAUUUAUCAUGCUGUCUCCUUUAGCACCUAAAAUGGCAAACUGAAAUCAUGCUUGGACGGCCACUUGGGUCUUUUAAUUUUGUGUGAAUCCUGUGAAAAGUGUGUUUUUUGUUCUGAUAACAAUUAAGUUUUGUUUGAUAAACUAUUAAAGUAAA
Mobula hypostoma (lesser devil ray) is the source of this 7184-nucleotide messenger RNA. It is a transcript of the gene arap2, whose product is annotated as ArfGAP with RhoGAP domain, ankyrin repeat and PH domain 2. The record is from RefSeq and is a predicted model, not a curated record. Gene Ontology annotation, biological process: signal transduction; positive regulation of GTPase activity. The transcript has 35 exons. NCBI's taxonomy places the organism in Eukaryota, Metazoa, Chordata, Chondrichthyes, Myliobatiformes, Myliobatidae. Gene Ontology annotation, molecular function: protein binding; GTPase activator activity; phosphatidylinositol-3,4,5-trisphosphate binding. The coding region runs from base 960 to 6026 and encodes 1688 amino acids. Gene Ontology annotation, cellular component: cytoplasm.